Molecule: messenger RNA, 867 nt
Organism: Trichoplax adhaerens
Lineage: Eukaryota; Metazoa; Placozoa; Uniplacotomia; Trichoplacea; Trichoplacidae
Exons: 5
Coding region: 1-867 (288 amino acids)
Biological process (GO): glutathione metabolic process
Cellular component (GO): cytoplasm
Molecular function (GO): glutathione transferase activity
Source: RefSeq, a predicted model, not a curated record
AUGGAAAAGCGAGCUACGAGAAUAUUGGUUUUGAUAGCUCUUAUUUGUCAGGGUUUAGAGUCUUUAUUAGCUUUACUACAACAGCAUACUAGUACAGAAGAGCAAAGGCUGAGAAUGUUCUCCUUUACCUUAAAAUACGAGUCAAUAUCUGGAAAAGAAACUUUAUUCUCCAUGGCCAAGCUUGAAUUUUAUUUCGAUCCAUUGUCAGAACCUUGUAGAUCUGUGCAGAUUUUUCUAGACGCCAAUAACAUUCCUUAUGAGCCAAAAUAUGUCGACUUAUUAAACGAUGCUAACCGAACAGAGGAGUACAAAAAGAUCAUUGCAACUCAGACUGUACCUGCUAUUACCCAUGGAGAAUUAAAGCUGUUUGAGAGUGUUGCCAUCUUGCAAUAUCUGGCUGAAGCAUUCUCAACACCAGACCAUUGGUAUCCUAGUGAGAUGAAGAAACGAGCUCGGAUUAAUGAAUAUCUGCAUUGGCAUCACUUGAAUGCUAGAUGUAAUGCUGGCUUACUCGUUAUCAUGAAUUAUAUUUAUACUCCCUAUUUCUAUAACCAGAAGGUUAGCGAAGAGGAAAAGAAAGCCUCCAUUGUUUCUAUGGAGCGGGUGUUGGAUACAUUUGAAAGUUAUUUCUUGAAAGAUAACAAAUUUAUAGCUGGGGAUGAAAUAUCCAUUGCUGACUUGAUGGCAAUAGGAGAGUUUAUUGCUCCUGAUAUUAUUGGAAUCUACGUAGGCAAGCAUCGACCAAGAGUUGCAGCAUGGCAUGAUAAUGUCAAAGCUGCUCUAGGACCAGUUUAUGAUAGCGCCCAUGCGGAUCUCUAUAAACACAUGGACGAUAUUAAAGAUUUAGUACCUCCUGUUGACUACUAA